Molecule: messenger RNA, 4298 nt
Organism: Lepisosteus oculatus (spotted gar)
Lineage: Eukaryota; Metazoa; Chordata; Actinopteri; Semionotiformes; Lepisosteidae
Source: RefSeq, a predicted model, not a curated record
GUGGAUGAGUUUCAUUUUACAGAGCGCAACUAUAGGAGGAAGGACAACCUCAGGAAAAAAGUCAACCUCUCUCUUUAUAACUGUAAAUGGGGAAUUGACUAUGCUGAACUGAAACUUUUCCAAAAAAAUCAGUAACCAAAUAGCUCCAAGUCAGUGACGCAUAAUCCAGUAGAUUAUAGUUGUCGAUUUGUAAUUUUUUUUUGCACUUUAAAUGUUAAGAGGAAAUGGCUGUGGAAAGCAUGACUGUCCAUCCAAACUCCCCAACAACCUCCAACCACGAACACAUCAACAGCCUUCUCACUGACGAAAGCCGCGAGGAUGGCGAGCUGGAGGAGGGGGAGCUGGAGGACGACGGGGGCGAGGCGGAGGCCCCCAGCGGCGCCGGGGAGCCGCAGGAGAAGACGCGCCACGGCAGGGAGCGGCACGGCAGUGGCUCCGACGAGGACAAGGCCCACCGCCGCAAGAGGAAGAGGAGGAAAGAGAGAGAGAAGGAGAAGAGGAGGGCCAAGAAAAGGCGCAAAUCCAAGCACAAACGGCAUGCGUCCUCCAGCGAUGACCAUUCGGACUUCAGCGACGAAUCAGAUUACAGCCCCACUGAGAAGAGCCACAGGAAGUACCGGGAGUACAGCCCCCAGUACCCACCACCGCCGCCCCAUUCUGGGUACCCCCCUCCCUCACACGGUGGCCCCAUGCCCAAGAAGGGGGGCUACAUGAAGAUGGAGAAGCAGAGCUAUGGGGUCUACGAUGACUAUGAGGAAGACAACUACGAGGGCGAGGAGGAUGAGGAGAUGGGUGAGGACGAAUACGACGACUUUACCAAGGAGCUGAACCAGUACCGCAAAGCCAAGGAGGGAGGAGGAGGAGGAGGAGGAGGAGGUGGUGGAGGAGGAGGAGGCGGCAACCGUGGAGGAAGAGGAGGCAAAGGGCGGAUGAAGAACCAGCGAGGGCGUGGCCGAGGAGGAAUGAGAGGGCGUGUCGGCAGGGGCGGGGGCGGCAGGGGCCGGGGGCGGGGCAAGAUGGGCGGCGAGAACGACGACGGCGAUGGGAUGUACGGCGAAGACAUGGAGUAUGGAGAGGACGACUAUGACAACAUGUGUGAGGAAGAUUAUGAUGAUUACUCCAAAGAGCUGAACCAGUACCGGAAGGCAAAGGAGGGGCCCAACCGAGGCAGAGGUGGCAAAGGUGGGCGCGGCCGCGGCAGAGGCAAGGGGGGCCGGGGCAUGAACCGGGGCCGGGGGAGGAACCACCGAGGCAGGGGGCGAGGCGGGGACUGCGGGGGUAACGACGAGGACAACAACGGCGACAUGGACAUGGGGGAUGGCGGGGGAGGGCAGCGCAGGUGUGAUCAGGACAAAUCGCACCAGCAGGUCUCUGACAAGAAGGGGAAGGUCAUCUGCAAGUACUACAUAGAGGGACGCUGCACCUGGGGAGAGCACUGCAACUUCAGCCACGACAUUGAGCUGCCCAAGAAGAAGGAGCUGUGCAAGUUCUACAUCACGGGCUUCUGCGCGCGGGCCGAGAACUGCCCCUACAUGCAUGGCGACUUCCCCUGCAAGCUGUUCCACACCACAGGAAGCUGCGUCAAUGGAGACGACUGCAUGUUCUCCCACGAGCCCCUGACGGAUGACACCAAGGACCUGCUGGACAAGAUGCUAGCAGAGGACGCCGAGGCUGGUGCAGAGGAUGAGAAGGAGGUGGAGGAGCUGAAGAAGCAAGGCAUCAACCCCCUGCCCAAGCCACCCCCGGGCGUAGGUUUGCUGCCCACGCCACCCCGGCCUGGCUCUGCCGAUCCGAGCUCACCAGGGGGCUCCAUGCCCCCCUCUUGCCCGCCUGGCCCAGCCCCCGGCCCCAUGCCCACGGGACCCCCCGGACCCGGGCCCUGUCCUGGACAGCCACCCCCUCCUGGUCCCCCACCCCCGCCAAUGGCCCCCCCACCUCCCUGUCCCGGGAACUCUCAGAAGAAGAUCCCGUCGCUGUUUGAGAUUGUGGUGCAGCCAACCGGACAGCUGGCACAGAAACUGGGCGUCAGAGCUCCCGGCCCACCAGGCCCCCCAGGUCCCCCUGGUCCCCCUGUCCCUCCUGGUCCACCUGGUCCUCCAGGCCCACCCCCACCUCGCUUCCCUGGCCCUCCCGGACCCCCAGGGCAUAUGGGUCCCGGUCCACCGCCUGGGCCUCCAGGCAUGAGGCCCCCGGGCCCGCAUGACAUGCCCCCGAUGGGACCUCCUGGCAUGAACCAAGGGCCGCCACCGAUGGGUCCCGGGCCGCCAAUGAUGCCGGGUUUCGGGCCGGGAGAGGGGCCGCCCCACCCUGGAAUGAUGCCUCCUGGACCCCCUCCCCCCGGACCGAACUUUUACGAUAACUUCUAUCACCAGCAGGAGAUGGAGGGUGGAGGAGAAGAGGGAGAAGAGUAUGAAGAAUACGGAGGGAUGGAGGAAGAGGAAGGCGGCAUGGGCUCGUUCCACGAGCAGGCCCCUGGCAGCCAGGCGGGCGGCGGCGGCAUGGAGCCCCCUGCCCCUGCCGGAGCGCCCAAUCAGCAGCAGGGGAUAAACGUGCCGGACUUCCUGCCGGCGGCCCAGCGCGCUCUCUUCAUGAGGAUCCAGCAGAAGCAGCAGGAGGAGGAGGCCCGGCGGCUGGCCGAGGGGGGCGCCGAGAGGGACACGGAAGGCGAUUCAGCCAACUGGUACUCUAGUGAGGACGAGGAUGGUGGAGGCAGCGUGACCUCUAUCCUGAAGACCCUCAGGCAGCAGACCCAGGCUGCUGCCAAGCAGGCGCACUCGUCCGAGUCGAGCCCCAGCGUCCUGACCGACCCCCGACUGCAAAAGUCCCAGGCCACACAUGCCUCCAGCCGCCCUGCGGACCCAAGGCUGUCCCGGGACCCCCGCCUCUCUCGGACUGCAGAACCCAGCCACAGUGCAGAGGGCAGCCCCUCUGCUGCGCCUUCCUCCUCCUCUUCCUCAGCCCCUGUGGACCCCCGGCUGGCCCGCCACGCAGCCAGCCUGCCUCCCAAGCCGGAAGCCCCUCACGCCUCGGCCCACCACAAGCCUCCCCCGUCUUCGGUCCCGGCCUCCACCACCACCGCUGCCGCCGCCGCCGCCUCCUCCUCCUCGGCGGCGGAUGAAGAGGACGGGGAGAGGGUGCUGAGGGACAAGCCGGUGCCCAUCCCCCUGGAGCCCCUGCUGGGCCAGGCGCUGCGGGAUCCGCGGUCUCAGCUGCAGCAGUUCAGCCACAUCAAGAAGGACAUCGUCCUGCACAAGCCCCACUUCUCCAAGACGGUCCUGUGGAACCCCGAGGACCUGAUCCCCCUGCCCAUCCCGAAACAGGACCUGCUCCCGCUGCCCCCCGGCAUCCCGCCCGUGACCAGCAUGGACCCGCGGCUCAACAGGGCCCAGCAGCUGCUCCACACCUCCUCCACGCCCACCCCCCCGGCUGCCUCGGACCCUGUGCCCUCCUCCCUCCCGGAUUUCGAGCUGAUUUCCCGCAUCCUGAAGACGGUCAACGCCUCUUCCGGGGGCUCCCCCAACUCCCAGCAGUCCCCGUCGCCCCAGCCCUCUGCAGCGGCCUCAUCGGCGGCGGCGGCGGUGGCGGCUCCCGCUGAGAAGCCGGUGGACCCCAGGAUCAUGCGCAAAACCCCAGCUGACCCCCGGCUGCUGCCCCAGAAACCAGCCCUGAAGCAGCCCGCCGAGGCCCCGGCCCCCGCGGCCGCCCCCCAGCCCCCUGCCCCAGCCGCCUCCCCCCCGUCGUCCACCACCAUCGCCCCAUACGACCCGCGGCUGCUGUCAGCCGGCGGGGCCGCCCGAGGGGUGGGGGGUGGGGGCGGCAGCCAGAGCAGCGUGCUGAGCGGGAUCAGCCUGUACGACCCGCGGACUCAGAGCUCGGGCAAACCGGAGGGCGCCGGGGCCCCCGCCCCCUCUGCAGCCGCCUCCUCCUCCGCCCCCGCCCCCUCGGCGGCCUCCGCCCCGGAGCCGAGCAAGAGCAAGCCCAAGGAGCCCCUGUUCGUGCGCAAGUCCGCCCUGGACCAGCCGGAGGCGGAGAAGAGCGCCGGCGAGCCGGCGACGGACAGGUACAACAGCUACAACCGGCCCCGGCCCAAGCCCACGCCCCCGCCUGCCGCUGGGGCCGGCCCAGGGUUCCUGCUGCCCUGGCGGCCAGAGCUGGGCACUGCUCCUCCGCACUCUGGCAGCAUGUCCAGCACAUGGCGCCUGGCUCACAGGGAGCUGAUGAAGACAGUGCAGUAUCUCUCAGUGGCCAGCAGCUUAUCCAUUGUCACCAUUGCAGACUGCGGCCUCGUGCAGAAAUGA